UCAGGCAUCAAGCCUAUUAAAGUCUAUCUAAAGUCUUAACUCAACUCAAAGAUCUAAUCAGAUCUAAUUUGUCAACCAAAAGCUUUAAUUGUUAUUAUAUAACAUUCAAUUGUUGUGUAUAAUAAAAACAACUUUAUUGUGUCUAAUUUCUUUGAAAUACAUUUUAAGUCAAAAAAUAAAUUUGGUCGUUAUUUUUUUUUAUUUGUGAACAACUUUGUGUUACCACAUUUAUUUGAGAAACAGCUGAAUUGACAUCCUUAUUUAGCAGUCAGAAAGAAGAGCUGUUAGCCUUGAAGAGUGCCCUAAAGGCUAAAAACCAAAGCAUUUCUGUUUUAGUUGAUAGAAACCCGGAAAAUCAAAUUCAGCUUGAGGUUUAUAGAAGGAGGAUAUUUGUUUUGUCAGUCAAAGAAACACAGGUUGUGAAAAAGUCAAUAAGAGAUAUUGCUGUUGGAACAGAAUUUAAUUCUGAUAUUUCAAGAUUUGCUGAAGAAACUCUUAGCGUUAGAGAACUAACACUUCUUCUAUCUAGCAGCAUACAGACGAGACGGCAAGGAUGUCUGAUGCCACGCACGAUGUUCUUAAAGAGGAAAAAGAAAAGCUUAUGCAACGUUUUGAGAAGCUUUGGCUGACUCAUGAUGACGGAUCUGAUGAAAAAAGAAAAAGCACUUUUGAUAAAUAUAGAAGUGAUCUUGAAUAUCUUUGGUUUGGACCAUUUGACAUAAACGCGAAAACAAAGCAAAAGAAGGAAAGAGAAAUUCAUGUGACCACUUUUGAUAAUGCUGAAUAUGUUCGCUAUGAGCCAUCUUGUAUGCUUUCAGUCUUGUACAAACGUUAUACCGAUUAUGAAUCAGAUGAUCGUGUGACUGCAAGACUCGAGGGCGGUCCUGAAUUCAAAGAUAACAUGACAUUUACACAAGAUAUAACUUUUCUGAUUACAAUUUUGUUAACGAAGGGAUCUGAUGUCAACAAGAUCAAAAACCAAUUAACAAAAAAAUUUUCUGAUAUUUUGACUCACCUGGUUCAGAAGUACAAAAUUUAUACUUCUGAUGAUAGGGCUAGACGUAAUCUAUACACUGUGACUCUUCCAAGAGUUGCUGCUUGUUUUCCUCAGAUUACAGUAAACUUAUUCCAUCAAGGUUUUGGAAGAGCCAUGAUGGAGAUUCCAUCUUACUUUGGGGAAUUACCUGUUCCUAAAGUAGUUCUCUCCAUGUGCUUUGCAUCAGUGAUGCCAACAAAGAAAGGUGAAACACUUCACCACCUUAUCAUUUGGAUCAACUAUCUCAAUGAUUUGGUUAUACAUCAAACUCAACCCGAAAUGUUGACACCAAUGUCAUUAUUAAUAUCGUAUCAUUUUGCUGCAUUCCAAUCAGAAGGUAUAAGAGAAAAUCUUAGAGACAAAGUCUUUGAAAAGAUGGGAUUAUUGGAAAAUGGAGACUUUAUUAAGGUCUUGAAGGAUGCAGAACUUUAUGCAAAGGACAAAUUGAUUUCUACCGCUGUAGAAAAAAACUGGGGAGCAUUAUUUCCAGUAAAAAUACCACAAAAAUAAAAAUGUUACAGAAAGAUUAGUUCUACUCAUAAAUACCAGAAUGAAUACCAGAAGCAAAUCCAGUGUGCAUAUUGAUGUACCAUCUCAACCAAAUAAUUUGAUGGACAUCAUGCUUCCUGUUAGAGUAAUUUUAAUUCUCUAAACAAAAGUUAUCUUUUGGAUAUUUCAUCCAAUUUAUCUACUUCUUCUUCAAUGAAACUAAGUGACUUUUCUAAUAUGAUUAAUUGAUUAAAAAUUUCCAGUACUUAAUUAAUACACUUAAUAACAAAAAAAAAAAUAAAAAAAAGACAUUAUGGUUGUUGAUUAUUAAAUAUUAAUUUUUGAGUUUGUUUAUUUUGUGACAAGUCUCGUAAACUUGGUAAACAAAAAAUUUUUCAAUUAUUUAAAGUAAUUAUACAUCACUUUUAAAAAUUAAACAAGAUGCUCGACAAAUACAAAAUAUACAGAAACAGAUUACACCACCAACAAGCAUUUACCGAACUUGUAACAAAAGCCAAUAUUUUUAUGUGCUAAUAAUAUUGCAAGUAUUUGGGGUAAUGCCAAUAAAAAAAAUCCAACAACAUUAGCUGGACAUUCGACGAUGUUUUGAGGGUGAUCACCUGUCAGAAUUCGCUCGGGAUAAUGUCAUUGAAGAUCAUGAUGAAAAUAUCAAUUGUUGUAUGUAUAUAAAUAAAAAGUAUUGUGUGGUCAAUGUGAAAUGUAUAAUUUAAUAAAUCUUACUUUCAGAAUUUCAUUUGAGAAUUUUCAAUUACCAGAAGAUGAUUUAAAUAUGAUAGUGAAAUUGAUGAUUAAUUUUUGUUAUUUAUAUUAACUCAAUGCAAGAGUAUUUUAUAUUUUUUUAAUUAAAAACAAAUAUUUUAUAAAUGAGGUAAUAAAAUAAAUUUCAUCU
Molecule: messenger RNA, 2435 nt
Organism: Aphidius gifuensis
Lineage: Eukaryota; Metazoa; Arthropoda; Insecta; Hymenoptera; Braconidae
Exons: 2
Coding region: 554-1546 (330 amino acids)
Molecular function (GO): RNA binding
Source: RefSeq, a predicted model, not a curated record